This is a messenger RNA of Anoplopoma fimbria (sablefish), 2302 nucleotides long. RefSeq names its product growth hormone regulated TBC protein 1a (gene grtp1a). Bases 557 to 1612 code for a protein of 351 amino acids. The record is from RefSeq and is a predicted model, not a curated record. NCBI's taxonomy places the organism in Eukaryota, Metazoa, Chordata, Actinopteri, Perciformes, Anoplopomatidae. The transcript is spliced from 8 exons.
UGUUCCGGGAAUCACUCGAAAGCAGCAUUAGGUCUGAAUGACGCGAGUCCUGGGUCCAAACGUCACGACUCCCCGGUCCUCCACGGAGUAAGCUCCGGCGGUGUGUGCGGACCAGAGGAGUGGAAGAGACUUGUGUGUGGACCACGGCGUGUUGCGUUCAUGGAGCCGUCCGCCGUGGAGGGUUGUUAGGUGCUCCGGGCCGGUUCGUUGCAGUCGGAGGAGCGAGCAGCAGGUGCAUGUGGAUGGCGACAAAACUCAAGGAAAACUCCGCUCUCUCCACACGGCUUGAACCCCAGAGAAUAGAUACAUAUGUGAAGAAGCGAGCGAGAACAAGAAAGUUACAUUGUAUGCACGGGAAGCGGCCGCGUCUCUGCACGCAAACAUGGAGAAAAGUUACCGCUGAGCGUGGACGCGUGACUUCACCAUUCAUGAAUGUUGUGCACUUUUGAAUUGUUGUCUUUGUGUUGUUGUUGUUGUUUGGAGAAAAACAACACAGUGGAUACAUGCUGAGACUCUAGCACAGAUUUGUCAGGAUAUCACUGGAGCGUAAAGGGCAAUGGAGAAGAAGAGCCAGGCGACGGAUCGGACCGGCUCCCUGGACGGCAGAGCUCAGGACAGAGUUAACAGCGUGGAUCCAUAUGGCUUUCAGCGCUCAAAGAACUUUGAUUAUGAGUCAUAUGAGGAGCUAAUGUCUGAGUAUCUAGUUGUGCUCACCCGACGAUCCAUCAAGUGGUCCAAGCUACUGAAGGGCAAAAGCAAGGUGCAGAAGAAUGUAAAACUAAAGCGUUAUAUACGCAAGGGGAUCCCCAAUGAGCACCGGGCUCUGAUCUGGAUGGCAACCAGCGGGGCUCAAGACCAGCUAGAGAAGAACCCAGGACACUUCCAGUCCCUGCUCGGUGCCCAGCACGACCCCAAACUGGUGGAUACCAUCUGCACAGACUUGAACAGAACAUUUCCAGACAACGUCCAGUUCCGCAAGACAUCAAACCCAUGUCAGCAGAAAGCUCUGUACAAUGUGCUGGUGGCUUAUGGCCACCACAACCCAGCUGUGGGCUACUGUCAGGGGAUGAACUUCAUAGCUGGGUAUCUACUCAUCAUCACAAAAGAUGAAGAGAAGUCCUUCUGGCUGAUGGAUGCAUUACUUGGUAGAAUUUUACCAGACUACUACACUCCAGCCAUGCUGGGGCUGAAGACGGACCAGGAGGUGUUGGGGGAACUGGUGAAAGUUAAGAUCCCCGGAGUAUGGCAGACCAUGAUGGAUCACAAUGUCAUGUGGACCUUGGUGGUCUCCCGAUGGUUCAUCUGUCUCUUCAUAGACGUCCUACCAGUAGAAACAGUUCUGCGGAUAUGGGAUUGCUUGUUCUACGAGGGCUCUAAAAUCCUGUUCCGUGUAGCUCUGACCCUGAUCCACCACAACCAGGCUCUCAUUCAGCAGGCCCAGUCACUGCCGGACGUCUGCCAAACCUUCAAGCAGAUCACCAGUGGACCAUUUGUUGAGGAAUGCCAUGCUUUCAUGCAGAAAAUCUUCAUUGAACCGGGAAGUCUCUCCUUGACAACCUUGACUAAGCUGCGGGCAACAUGUCGAUCUCGCUUAGUUGCAGAAGAAUCCUGAACCAAACUCGACAACCUGUUCUCAAUACACAUUCCACUGGGAUGAGCACCCGACAGCUCGUUUGCACCUUUUCUCUUUUUUUACCGUCUAAAUGUCACUGUGACUACUACAUACUGCUGAGCUUUUUGUCUUAAACAUAUUUUCAGACAAUCACACAGCCCAAGUGUAAUUAUAGGCUGAAAUGAGAUUAUUCGUAGCAAUAAAAUAAGAUAAUCCUUUAUUAGUCCCGCAGCGGGGAAAUUUAAAUUAACAUGUAGUUUCUCCCCCUUUCGUUAUAUUUUGCACUUUACUCCAGAAAGUCAGAGACACUGUAGCGAAAAAGCUUGGGAGCACACGGUCAGGAAAGCUAAAUAACGUGUUGUACGCUGUAAACACAGUCAAGAGGUCUGCUGUAUUUCACAUUGAAUGGUAAAUGAAGGCAUAACUGCAUGCUGGUACUACUUGCUGUAGAAACGAAAUGUGAAUUAUAAUGAUUAUAAUGUAUUUUUCCAAACGUUUCAAAAUCAGAUUCAUGUACUUAUUGAUUGUGUUUUAGGUUUCUAGCAAAUGCUGUAGUUCCAAUCCUCAAUCAUUAACUCAAGUGCACUAUGAUGUAAUGAAUGAAGUAUAAUUGAAAGGGCUCCUCUCUUUUUCCUAACAAAGCUGUGUCCAGUUUGGACAGUGUUUGGGUUUUGUGGCCCUUUAAACAGU